CUUAUUUUCUCGGACAGAUUCGUACUCCGAAACAUUAGGAAGAAUGUUUUUGCCUUUAAUGAAUGACGUGCCAUGUAAAUUUUCUUGUAACGCUUUUUGUACUGGACACUUGGUUUAAUAAAAGUUUGUCAGGUUUAGCAGUUAGUAUGAAGACGCGCAAAGGGAAGGAUUCCCUAAAAAAUCUCACCAAAUUGUCUACAAGUAGAAUUACCAAUAGAACACAAUCUUAUGGAAAUUCAGCUAACAGUUUGUUUGGACCAAGGAAAAAUGUGUUCGUGACAUAUUCCAAAUCAAGACCAAUAAGAAAUAUUAUGAAGAAGUAUCAUUUCCAUAGCCCUGAUACUCCACAUGUGUCAACUCCKGAUAGUCUACAAACCACAGGAAAAGAUCAAGCAUCAAAUUUAGAAGACAAAAGCAAAGAACUCRACUCUCAUGGAAAAGGUGGAUCAUAUACUCUCCAAAAAACUCAAUUGAGCUUGAAAAAUAGCAAUAUCAAGCCAUCUACACCAGUUAGUACAGUAAAACCAACCCUAGCGCUGAGGAAUAUAAGCAAUAUUCCAAUAGAUAAAACAUUAAGCAGAACCCAGUGUACCCCAAGGCAAGAGGAUAACCRAACAGCACAGCCUUCAAGUAAACAGCCAGCAAAGGCCAAGAAGAAGCUAACACCAUUUAAUAGCAAAUUAAAAGRCAUUAGAUUUCCAAAAAAUAAUGGACGAAARAAACUACUGAUGGMUUCRUUAAAAAUGAAUGAAGAUGAUGAAACASCAAAAAGCAAAUUCUCAACUAUCAAAGAUGAAGAGACAGUAGCAUCAUUGAUUGAAAAUGAAGAUAAUUAUCUACAAGUGGAAAUGUGCCAGAGGAACUCUACUUUGAAGCAAAAGAGCAAAUCACCARKAGCAAGAUCUGCUGUGGACAAGGAUUCUACUGACUACAGCAUAAAGUCGAUGUCAACUGAUUCUGAUGUUCGGACCAAAAGUAAUAACAGUCCAGUAAAUACUUUGACUGCUGGAUCUAUGUCAUUUUGUACUAUGGUUGAAGUAAAAGGGGACAGUGCCCAGUCCAUGGACAAGAACCUACCACAAGAGAACUUCAGUAGUAUACAAUACAACUCUACUUUUAAUGAAGAUGUUGAAAAUGUUUAUUUUAAAGACUAUUUUAAAGAGCUCUUAUCUCCAAUUAAAGAGGAUGACAAACAUGAGCAACCUGAGGGAAAUGAUACUGGAGCUUCACAGUCUGCAGUCAUAGCACAACACAUYGACAAUACUAAACGGGACAUGAUAUGCACAGAUGCACCUAGAACUAGUACACCUGUMGAUGAGGGAAAAACUAAUACAGCACACAUAGAUGAGCCUGGAAUCUCACCAAUCACAAAAGAUUGUCACAAUGAAAUUGUUACUAAACCAGAGAAGAUUGAAAUGCCUGGAGUAUCUCCAAUCACAAAACAUCAUAAAAGUACCAAAACUCAAAACAGUAAAAUGGAGAUCAGGCAGGGAAAAGAUAUCAGCAAUAAAGAAACUUCUAGAAAUACAAGUAAAUCCAUUUCUAUGAAAACCAAAAAGAAACACGACAAAAACAAGGCCAUCAACAAAGAAAAUUCUAGAAAUACAUCUAAAUCUAGUCCUUCAAAAACCAAAAAGAAACAUGACAGCUCAAAAAAUACAUCUCUACCACUUCAAGCAAGUAUGUGUAUUGAAGAUGAUAGUGACAAAGAAAGCAUACCAGACAAUAUCACUCCAGAGGUCAUACCACAUAUCAAGUCUCAGUGUUCUUCAAGUAAAAGAAAGCUUGAAUACACAGACAUGCCAUUCAAGCCAAAUACACAACAAUGUAUUCUACAAGACUUCCCAUGUACAGUAAAGAAAUCUUGUAMUUACAAAGUCUGGAUAAAAAAUCCUUUGCAAAAAAGUCAUAAAAMYKUUUCUGCAAUAAAAAAUCAUACUUUUCCACUGGACAUCUUAAAAAAGGUUUACCAUUAA
Molecule: messenger RNA, 1976 nt
Organism: Exaiptasia diaphana
Lineage: Eukaryota; Metazoa; Cnidaria; Anthozoa; Actiniaria; Aiptasiidae
Exons: 12
Coding region: 63-1976 (637 amino acids)
Source: RefSeq, a predicted model, not a curated record